This is a messenger RNA of Seminavis robusta, 1558 nucleotides long. The record is from the annotation of a GenBank genome assembly. Lineage: Eukaryota; Bacillariophyta; Bacillariophyceae; Naviculales; Naviculaceae.
UGAGUGAGGAGUGUAAGGCACAGGUCGAAGCACGAUUGGAAUUCAUUCAUGGGUUCCUGUGAUUGAUCCAACGCUCGGAUCCUUUUUUGCUUGCAUCCAUCAAAAGUUAACUGCUGUCGAUCGAAGCAAUUCCGGUUUGUUCGCUGUAGCUUUCGUCUUUAUCCGCUCUGUUUCUUGUUCUACAUUUAAUUUCGUUUCAAGUUUCUCCGCCUGCCAAUUCAAUGACAACCCUGGGUUAUUUGCGCGGUGUCCGAGAAUGGGCUUAUCCUACUCGAACAACAUCAGCCUUCCUCGAGAAAGGCGUGCUUACGCCUGAAGAAUUUGUUGCCGCUGGGGACGAGCUCGUCUUCAAGUGUCCGACAUGGUCUUGGGAGGCUGGGGAUCCUGGAAAAGCGAGGUCUUAUCUACCUAUAGACAAGCAAUUUUUAGUGACUCGAAACGUUCCUUGCCAGAAUCGUGUAGCCUCCAUGGAAAACCAUCUGGCGACGGAAGAAGCGGGCGAUGGCGAAGACUGGUUGGUUUCGCAUGUGAAAAAAGAUACCAACUUGGAAGAUGAGUUUGAUAUUCUUGAUGACGACGGGGAAAUUAUGCAAAAGACGGAACCGGCCAAAGAAAAUGCUGCUGGUGACAACGACGAUGACGAUGAAUAUGCCGACAUGGAUGCAUUUGAAGAUAACAAUGUUUUGCAGGACGAUGCUGCUGCCGCAAAUCCAGUUGUUGCGGAACAAGAGAGCAAUCUAUUGCGAGUUCGCACCUACGACUUGUCCAUCACAUAUGACAAAUACUACCAAACUCCUCGAGUCUGGAUGGUUGGGAAAAGCGCUGAGGGCCAACCACUCUCCGGGAAAGAAAUGAUGGAGGACGUCAUGAGUGACUAUGCCAACCGUACUGUGACAAUAGAAAACCACCCACAUGUGGCUGGGCCCCACGCCAGUAUCCACCCUUGUCAACACGGGAAAGUGAUGAAGACUAUUGUCAAAAACCUCAUUAAAGCAACAGCAGAUGGAGAAGAAGAGAAAGGACCAUCAGUGGAAAUGUACAUUUUCAUCUUCCUAAAGUUUGUUUCCAGUAUUAUCCCGACAAUCAACUACGACUUCACCAUGGACGUGCAAGCUGAUACCUCCAAGUGAGCAGACAUGAGGAGAUGCACUACCGGUACGAUGUACCCGCUCCCUUCCAAUAAGCAGUACUCGAGUAUCGUAUGAAGUAAUCGGUCCCUUUGUCAGCUGUAAUAUUGUACUUAACUAUGCCAAUUCGUCAGAAUGAUACUACUCGGGAGCUCUACUCGGGUAUGCAUAGUAAAUGGAAUCAAUCUACAUGAACUUGCACGGAUGCUUUCGGAAUGGUAAAUUGUGAGUGUUCUGUCCACUUAUUGUGACCACUAUUCUGCAUUCCCACAAAAGAAAGGCAAACCUCGGCCUGGCUACCAAAGCUGAAGCCCCUCGCCGGCUUCUGCUACUAGUAACUUCUCUACUCCAAAAAACCAUCACAAUUAACUAGUCUAGUCUACUAGCUGCAGAGCUACCUAGCUAGCUCGCUAGGUCUAGUGGUAGCGGUA